Plutella xylostella (diamondback moth) is the source of this 3412-nucleotide messenger RNA. Its product is annotated as scavenger receptor class B member 1. Lineage: Eukaryota; Metazoa; Arthropoda; Insecta; Lepidoptera; Plutellidae. The record is from RefSeq and is a predicted model, not a curated record. Gene Ontology annotation, cellular component: membrane; cytoplasm. Gene Ontology annotation, molecular function: scavenger receptor activity.
CCCCCGUGGCGGCCGCAGUAACUAAACACAACCCGCGCGCGCACACUGCGCUGACACGGAACAGACACGACACGGGACAGACACGACACGGCUCCGACACGCCACGGCCGCGCCGCUAGUGUAGUGCACUGUGAGGACCAGGGACACAAGUGACUUGGAUGUGUUCAGUGUGUGCCCAAAACUGAAGUUUUGAAGUUUCAGCUGUUUUUGUUUUUUUUUGGAUGUGUAAUAGCUAGAAGCAGACGUCACGAUGACCAUACAACGGAUGUCCAGUAAGGGACGGAUCUCCAUCGUCAAAAUACAGAAUUUUACUAUAGAGAGGAGACAGUCGGUGAUCCCGCUGGUGUACGGCACGCUUCUCCUCGUGGUGGCCGUCGUCAUGGCAACCGUCAGCCCGCUCGAGCGGAUCACCAACUGGUACCUGCGAGUCUCCGAGGGUUCGUUCGUGUACCGCAUGUGGCAGAACCCCACGUACGACCUGUACUGCGACGUGUACAUCUACAACUACACCAACAUCCCCGCCUUCCUCGCCGGCGACGACGCCGUGCUCAAGAUGACGGAGGUCGGACCCUUCCGGUACAAUGAGAAGAGAACCAACCGCAACAUGUCCAUAGACCACGAGUCGGGGCGCCUGCGCAUGACGCCGCACAUCAACCUCACGUUCCUGCCGCACGAGUCCGUGGCGCACACCAAGGACGUCUACCUCAACGUGCCCAACAUCGCGCUCAUUGCUAUCAGCACGUUAGCUGCGGACAAGCUCGGCUACAUCGCGAACCUCGGCGCCUACUACUCCAUCUCCGCGACCGGCUCCAAGCUGUUCCUCAACAUCACGGCGCAGGAGUACCUGUGGGGCUACCAGGACCCCAUCGUCACCAUCGCCAACCGCUUCCUGCCCGGCUGGAUCGACUUCGGCAAGAUCGGCAUCAUGGAUCGGUUUUACGGUCAGAAGAUGCUGGGUACAGAGGUGCAGAUCCGGGACACGCACAGAAGGUUCGAGAUCGAGACGUGGGACGGCUCGGCCGGGCUCGUGGAACAGGGGUUCAAGGAUUUAAACACUAGUUCGCUGUGCAACACCAUCAAGGGUUCGUUCGAGGGCCUGAUGUUCUCCCCGAAGGUGUUCGAGGACAAGGAGAUCCGCCUCUUCAGGAAGCAGGCGUGCCGGGUGUUCCCCUUCGUCUACCAGAAGGACAUGAUGACCGAUUCCGGAUUCACUAUUCAAAGAUUCCAAAUGGAGCGCCAUGCUUUCAACAACACUUCCCCUUACGCCUGUAAAUGUACCGAAAACUGUCUGCCUAAUGGCUUCGUAGACAUCAGCUCUUGCUAUUAUGGUUUUCCUAUCACGCUAUCUAAGCCGCACUUCAUCGACGUAGAUCCCGCACAGAAGCUGCACUUCGAGGGCAUGACCCCCGAGCCGGAGAAGCACGAGUCCCGCCUGGAUAUUGAACCGAACACGGGAGUGCCCCUGUCGCUUCAGUCCAACAUCCAGGUGAAUAUCGCGGUGCGCACCAACGCCGGCAACCCCAUCACCAAGCCGCUCAAGGACAAGGUCAUGCCGCUCAUGUGGGUCUCUCUGUACUGUCGGGAGGCGCCGCCCGAGGUGCUAUCGCUGCUGCGGCUGCGCUUCGUGAUCGCGCCCCCGCUCGUCAUCACCGCCACCGUCCUGCUGUUCCUCGCCGGGGCCGUACUCGGAGCCCAGGGAUUCUACCGCCUCCUGAGACCCAAGUACCGCCUGAUAGAACCCGAGGUUGUCCCCAAACCCAGAAGGAGGAAGAGCAGCAUCGCCAUCAACAUGUCUGAUAACAAGGCAUUCAAGGAUGAUGACGACAUGGCUAAGGAAGCCGUCUCGCUGCUCGCCAUCAGAGAAGAAGACUCAGAUUUACCUGAUCUAAUACUUACUGAUUGAGGCCCUUCUUCUGGACAACCAGGUUUUCUAUCGAUGGAUAAAGCGGUGUCAGUGAUGAUUUACAAAUUAACCUAUUAUUAUACUAAAACAUCAACUACCUAUAAGAAAUUAAGGUUACCUGUACAUUAUACGAGCAAAUAUUGCCUAUAGGAUACGACUUAGUUAGUCAUGUAAUUAUAUCUUGAUUCAAUGAUAUGAAACCUAAAGUCUCUAAGGAUCAAUCAAAGCUUUUAUGAUUUUCUAAUAACAACGUGGAUGGUAGUUUACCUGUUCAUUCUCAAAAUAGUUGAUCCUUGGAUACUUUUGAUUGCCCUCUAUUAAAUGUCAUUGCCAGUUAGUUAGAUAGGUACUUGUUCUUAUUGGUGAUUGAAAUCGUUUUACUCUUGAUUACUAUGCCCAGCAAGUGCAUAGUAGCUGUUAUAAUAAUACACACAACUAUUUGCUCAACAUUAUGCUCUCUCGUCCAUUUCCAUUUGAAUAUGAGUCUUCAAUAUUUGAAGUCAUUGCUCAAAUACUAUUAAGAUUAUUGUUAAUUUAUUUGUAAUUUAAGAAGUAUUCUUCUUUAGGGUAAGAUAUAGUCCUAAUUUCGAAUGUCUUUUCUUAUUAGUGUACAUAGUAGAAGCUCAUUGUUCGAAUCUCGCGGGUCGAGUGUUAGCUAGACGUACUAGAGUUACCUACAAGUUACCGUAAUUUUGGUACAAACUGAAAAGUUUGUUGUUAUCCUUUGAUAGUUAGUAAUUGAAUAUUACUCGUAAAGGUGUGUCAAGGGCUUGGUUUCCAAACAAAAUUUAGUAGAAUGAAUAAAUAUUGCCGUAAAUGAUUACUUCCUAAAGCUCACACAUUUGUUUGGAAGCCGGCGCGUCCUGACAGUCGACUAUUGACUCGAGCUUUCGCUAAACUGAGAGGACGUUACUGAAAGUGAUGCUAAAUUGUAACGAAUACGUUCCAAAUGUGAUAUUAUUAUUAGUUAUUAGUACUUAGUGUCUAGUAGGGUGAACACUAUUCUUCAGCACAUUGAAGAUGUGUUUUUGUAAAUAAAAUUUUGAACAUAUCGAAUCUACUCUUUAGAUAUAGAUGUAUGUAAUAAGAAAUGGUGUAAAAAGUACAAGAGCCCAAAAGGGGGGUUGAACGUAUGCACUUCAGUUCCACAAUGAGCCACAAUCACAAGUGGAUGCGUCCACGAAUGUUACACAAAUAUCGUUGUACCGAUCAUUUUAUUUACAUUGUUUCCUGAAGAAUUAUUACCAUUUAGAUUUUCUACGAAUAUAAACUGUUUGUAACCGAAAUAAUCCAAUAAACAAUACAUUGAAUAGGCGAAAGUACAUAGAAAUGUGCAAGUGUGCAUUGAAUUAUGAUUAAAAUAAAAGAAAUGAAUAAAAUGUGGGAUAUUGUUAUGUAUACUGUGGUACAUUAAUGUGUAAUUGUUUUGUAAAUAGAUGUAAUAUAAUUUAUAUUAAAUUUUAUUGUGAAUGAAACAUUUCAAUUAAAUUACUUUUAUACGAUUUAAAA